Messenger RNA from Cyphellophora europaea CBS 101466, 1323 nucleotides. RefSeq lists its product as uncharacterized. Bases 1 to 1323 code for a protein of 440 amino acids. The transcript has a single exon. Gene Ontology annotation, biological process: NAD+ metabolic process; NADP+ biosynthetic process. The record is from RefSeq and is a predicted model, not a curated record. Gene Ontology annotation, molecular function: NAD+ kinase activity. Lineage: Eukaryota; Fungi; Ascomycota; Eurotiomycetes; Chaetothyriales; Cyphellophoraceae.
AUGAGUAUCACAUGCUUGGUCAGCCAGCUACGCUCUUCUCUCGGCCAUUCAUGUCGAACGCUAUGGUCUUCAGGUACUACUCUACAAGCUCGGCAUAGCUUCAGCACCCAUACACGACUCUUGGAAGUUCACGCCAUAGACACUCUUCCACCUCGUCGGCCGGUCCACUACCAGGAACGUUCCAACAAUGACCUCCUGUCUCUGGAAUGGCCAUCACCUCCCCGCAAUGUCCUCCUCAUCAAAAAGGAUUGUGCACCUGAAACCACGUCAGCGCUUACCGAGUUUGCCUCUCACAUCAACUCGACGUACCCCUCCACCAAUAUCAUAGUCGAGUCCAGCGUCGCAGACGAAGUCUCCGCAGCGCUUCCGUUUCCCAUCUAUGCUGCUGGGUCCACAACCUCCCCUCGCGUCUAUCACCAGCAUGUCGACCUGAUAACCACCUUUGGCGGCGACGGCACUAUCUUGCACGCAGCGUCACUCUUCGCCACCGCCGCACAAGUGCCUCCCAUCCUCUCCUUUGGCAUGGGUACACUCGGCUUCCUCGGCGAAUGGAAGUUCAGCGAGUACAAGCGCGCCUUUCGGGAAGUCUACGUCUCCGGUGCGCUCUCCGAGAGAGACUCGCUGAUCGGUGGCACGACCAAUACCACACGGACAGGCUGGUCUUCGGUGCGUGGUAAGUCGCUCGGCCGUAGCCGUGGCGCCAAAGUCUUGAUUCGCCAGCGGUUACAAAUUGGCGUGUUCGACGCCAACGGGCAGCGACUGGUGGAGAGUGACAACGGCGACGCCGAAUCCAAAGGGGACAUGCAUGCCAUGAACGAGGUGAUCCUUCACCGAGGCAAGGACCCGCAUCUCGCCAUCGUCGAGGUUUACGUGGGCGGCCGCUACCUCACAGAAGCGGUCGCGGAUGGCAUGAUCAUUUCGACACCCACGGGAAGCACAGCCUACAGCCUGAGCAGCGGUGGGAGCAUCAUCCACCCGCUGGUGCCAUCCUUGCUACUGACGCCCAUCUGUCCGCGAAGCCUAAGUUUCCGGCCGUUGGUGCUGCCCGCCGCGACGCCCAUCACGUUGAAGCUCAGUGAGAAGAACCGUGGGCGAGAGGUUGAGCUGAGCAUUGACGGCCGAAGAAGGAGCCAUGGCAUAGGGGUCGGCGCUGAAGUGAGGGUGAGUGGAGAGGAACUGAGGAAAGGGGACGACAACGCAUGGAGAGGCGGAAUUCCGUGUGUGCUGCGGCAGACGAGAGGCGGCGCCGAGGGCGACGAUGGCUGGGUAGGCGGCUUGAAUGGGCUACUCAAAUUCAACUACCCUUUUGGCGAGGAAAGCUGA